Saccostrea echinata is the source of this 7374-nucleotide messenger RNA. RefSeq names its product SCO-spondin-like. The transcript has 47 exons. The record is from RefSeq and is a predicted model, not a curated record. NCBI's taxonomy places the organism in Eukaryota, Metazoa, Mollusca, Bivalvia, Ostreida, Ostreidae. Gene Ontology annotation, molecular function: protein binding.
AUGUCCAAUCUUAAAAGAAGGAAGUCAGGUUACUUGCAAGGCAAAAGUCGAUAUCAUCAAUUAUGGGGAUUUUUUUCAGCUUGGAAUGUGGUGUUUAAGCUCCCUAAAGGAGCUCGGCCCACGGGAUUCAGUAGUGUUAACGCCUUCUGGACGGCCAGCGGCUCUUAUAACGGGGAAGAUGUGUCGGCAAUGAGAGAUUUUAGCGCCAGUAGCAAAAUCUAUAAAUCUAAAUGGUUGGACGACUGGCAGAGUCGAAGUUUUUCAGCUGUCCGUCUCUCAGCUUACAAAGGAAAUAAAGAGGUAGCUUACGUGGUGUUCGACAGUAUGGGAAAAAGUAAGAACGAAUGGCUAGACUGCGGACGAAUUAUCGACUCCAGUUACACAGAUAUUACGACAGCGACCAAAAACUACUGCGAAAUGAAGUAUUUUUGAUUUAUUUUCUCUUUCUCUCCAGGAAAUAAAGGCACUGCUGAUGCUAUGGUCGUUUCUGUUAUGGCCUGGGACAUGGUGUUUAAGGCGGUAGAGGGUGUGGUUCCGCCUCAGGGAGGCCUGAGACAGCUGUGGUACUCCUCCGACACCCUGAACAGUGACAACCCCUCCGCUCAGACCCUCACAAAGGCUCCAAACCUGGUGUACAAGUCUAAAAAUGUGGAGACUUGGAGAAGUAUUCCUGGAUUUUUCAUCGAAAGUGUGAAAUACGCUUACUUUACAAACGGUGUCGAGGUCGCCUUUAUUAUUUUCGAUGGACGUGACGCCGACAAGAAUGGUUGGUUCAACGACGAUAGAAUUCUUUACUCUUAUUGGACCGAUAUCAUUGGGUACACAAAGGUCGGGUCAAGCAUUGAUGGUGAUGGUACUCGACGAUUCUGUGUUCACAAGGAACACGGAGGAUGUCCGAAUGACAAGGCUUGGAUGAACAUUCUAGACUCCUCGGAUUCUUCCACGCCUUGUUCCUGGGAUCAAAAUGUCAGACCUAGACCCUAUUUCCUGUACAAUAAUGCUUGGAAUCAAGCCGAGUUUCCUGCAGCUGAGACCAUGGCGAUUUUUGUAAAAGGUUGGCGCAUGGUGAUGAAGAUUGCCCAUACAGUGUCAAUUGCACCGGCGACUUCCGUAUACGACUUGUGGUCCGGAACUUACACUCUGAACGAAUUUGACACGGACGCUCUGACCAUUGGCACAGGGACAAAGACAUACAAGUCCAGUGUUGUGGACAACUGGGGAGACUAUCAGAUCUCCGCGGUGCGAGUGAGUUAUUACUCAAAGGGUAAAGAAACAGCUUACGCGGUGUUUGAUGCGCACGGCGUUUCUGACAAAAACAGCUGGUUUGACUGUAGUAGAAUUCUGUAUUCAGCGUACAGUGACCUGACCCGCCUAAAAGCGGUGUCUUAUUGUGGAAUCCCAGGAGAUGGAUCUCUGCAAAGACGUUUUUUCAUUCAAAACAAUUACGGUGGGUGCCAGAACGAUGCUGGUUGGUUCCUUGUGGUGGAAAGUGAUGCGUGCGCAUGGGAGCGCAGAACCAGUCGUCCCUACUUCCUGUACAGCGGCCUGCCAGGGCGAGAUUUACAAGAUAUGAUGGACAAUUGUUACCCCAACCCUUGUCAGAAUGGAGGCACAUGCUAUAACGAGGGGAUGGACUACACGUGCACGUGUACAGGAGAUUGGCUCGGUCAAAGAUGUACUGACAAAAAUGGCGCUUGGGGAUCAUGGGGUUCAUACGGCGCAUGCUCCAAAACCUGCGGAACCGGAAAGAAGACACGAACAAGAACGUGUGACAAUCCCGUUCCUCUUGGUAACGGCGCUAGUUGUCCAGGUGACACCAGUGAAGAUGCUGACUGCAACACCCAACCAUGCCCAAUUGACGGUAUGUGGGGUAGUUGGGGGUCAUGGGGCACGUGUUCAACUACUUGUGGGGGAGGCAAUCAAAAUCGCACCAGGACCUGUACCAAUCCAGAACCUCAGUAUGGAGGUAGCGACUGCGUUGGAAAUGCCCAAGACGCACCCCAAGUCUGUAGUACAAACCCAUGCCCUAUUGAUGGUGAGUGGGCGAGCUGGGGAGCUUGGGACACGUGCUCUGUCACGUGUGGUGGUGGAACACAGGGGCGAAAUAGAACGUGUACAAAUCCAACCCCUCAAUAUGGCGGAAAAGACUGCGUGGGAAGUUACACGGAUUCACCUCGUGACUGCAAUACUCAAGUCUGCAUCAUUGAUGGAUCAUGGGGAAACUGGGCUUCUUGGGGAACGUGCACUAAAACAUGCGGAGGAGGAGAGUGGUCCAGAUCCCGCACGUGCGACAACCCAGCACCCGCGAACGGAGGAAAAGAUUGUGUAGGUGCCAUGUCCGAAUUUAAUGACUGUAACACAGCGGCCUGUCCGACGGUGGCCCCAGGACAAUAUCAACAGAUAUGCCCAUCUGGUUAUUUCACCUGUGAAACUGGUUCAAUGAGCUGCAUACAAGAGUCAUUCAAGUGUGACUGCUCCAAUGACUGUGAUGACGGAAGUGACGAAACAGAAGGCUACGCCGGAUGUUCAGCUACACUCUUAGCCACGUGCAUGGCUGAAAGCUCCAGCUGUUCUUAUGCUAGCUGUCCGGGAGGAUGGUCAAAGUAUGGCAACAACUGUUACAAGCUCUUCACCAGUAGGAAAGAGUGGUCAGUGGCGGCCAGGGAUUGCCAACGCUACGGAGCAAAUCUCGUCAGCAUCGAGACUUCCGGAGAAAACUCCUUUGUAGAAGGUCUUAUUGGUGGAACAACAGUCUGGAGCAGCGGAUCAGACCGGAACUACGAGGGGGCGUAUGCGUGGUACAGCGGAUACGGAAAGUGGUCCUACACAAAGUGGCAUAGAGGUGAGCCUAAUAACUGUUGUGGGGGCGAACAUUGUGUACAGAUCUAUGAGAAUCGUAGAGGAUGGAACGACUUGCCCUGUAACAGAGCCCUGGCUUAUGUUUGUGAAAUUCAUCAUGGAACAUCCACCUGUGGUAGCGGUUGGCAUCAAAGGAGCGGCAGAUGCUACAGGAUGUAUGGGAGAGCAAACUGGAUCACAGCCCUGAGAACGUGUCAGAAUAAUGGAGCAAAUCUUGUUAGCAUUGACGAUAGCGGAGAACAAAGCUACAUAGAAGGCUUAAUUGGAGGAAACAGCGUGUGGACCAGUGGUAUUGACGGAAAUAAAGAAGGAUAUUGGAUCUUUGCCAGCGGAACCCGGUCCUGGUCCUACACCAAGUGGAACAGAGGCGAACCAAACAACUCUGGGGGCGAACAUUGUAUACACGUUUUGACCAACAGAAAUGGAUGGAAUGAUCUCCCAUGCACACACACCAGUAUCUACACUAUGUGUGAAAAACCAGUCCAUGGAGGUUGGGGUAGGUGGGGAAGUUAUGGUUCCUGUACCAAAUCAUGUGCCGGAGGAACGAAGACCAGAAGCAGACAGUGUAAUAACCCUGCCCCACAGUACGGCGGAAAUAAUUGUCCUGGGUCCAGCAGCAGUAGUACUUCUUGUAACACACACAAUUGCCCAAUUGAUGGAGUCUGGGCAUCUUGGGGACAAUGGGACACGUGCUCGGUAACGUGCGGCGGAGGAAGACAGGGACGAAAGAGAACGUGCACAAACCCUGCACCUCAAUAUGGCGGAGCUGCUUGUCCCGGAAGUACCGACUCCAGCCAAACCUGCAACACCAAUCCUUGUCCAAUUGAUGGAGCUUGGGCGAAUUGGGGAUCAUGGAAGACUUGUUCUGUUACUUGUGGAGGAGGAACUCAGAGUCGUGACAGGACGUGCACAAACCCGACCCCUCAACAUGGCGGCGCCUCGUGUCCAGGACUAAGCACAAGCUCCCAGGACUGUAACACUCAAGUCUGCAUAAUUGACGGUGCCUGGACCAACUGGUCACAAUGGGGAAGUUGUAGCAAGAGUUGUGGCGGAGGUAGAAGGUCAAGAUCUAGGACAUGUGAUAACCCGAAGCCUGCCAAUGGCGGAAAAGAGUGUAGCGGAGACUCCGGAGACUUUGGAGACUGUAACCCAGACGACUGCCCAAUCAAUGGAGCAUGGUCUGGAUUUGGGUCAUACGGCUCUUGUUCUAGAACUUGCGGAGGUGGAACUAAGACAAGAUCGAGGUCGUGUAAUAACCCACCUCCUCAGUGGGGAGGAGAUAAUUGUCCUGGAUCCGCCACCCAGUCUGCGUCUUGCAACACCCACAGCUGUCCAAUUAAUGGAAAUUGGGCAUCUUGGGGUGGAUGGGGAAGUUGUUCACGAACUUGUGGAGGAGGAUCAAGGUCAAGGUCACGUUCAUGCUCCAAUCCCGCCCCUAAUUACGGAGGAUCUUAUUGCUCAGGAGGGUCGUCUGCUUCAACAGGAUCACAGAGUUGUAACACUCAUAACUGCCCGAUCGAUGGUGGCUGGGCAAGUUGGACCUCUUGGGGUAGCUGCACUGUUUCUUGUGGCGGAGGAACUCAAAGGAAAACACGCACGUGUACCAAUCCCAGACCUGCUUAUUCAGGGAAAAACUGUCCAAACUCUGCAUCAGCAACUCAGAGCUGUAACACCCAUCACUGUCCGAUUAAUGGUGGUUGGGCCAGCUGGGGUAGUUAUGGCUCCUGCACAGUGACUUGUGGUGGAGGAACAAAGCAGAGGUCGCGCACGUGCACCAAUCCCGCCCCUCAGUAUAACGGAGCUCAGUGUCCCGGAAGUAGCGUGUCGUCUGCUUCUUGCAAUACACAUCACUGCCCAAUUGAUGGAGGUUGGUCCUCUUGGGGCUCCUGGGCAUCAUGUACUGUGACCUGUGGCGGAGGAAUACAAUCCAGAUCACGCAGCUGUAGUAAUCCUACGCCACAGUAUGGAGGAGCAUACUGUCCAAACUUCUCAUCUGGAACCCGAACGUGCAACACCCAUAAUUGUCCAAUUGAUGGUAAAUGGGCAAGCUGGGGUUCGUGGGGCACGUGCACAGUAACCUGUGGUGGCGGAACACAACAAAGAUCACGGACCUGCACAAACCCCGCACCUCAGUAUAAUGGCGCUGCCUGCCCCGGAAGUAGUACAUCAUCACAAUCCUGCAAUACUCAACACUGCCCAAUCGAUGGAAGAUGGUCGGGAUGGGGUUCGUAUGGCACAUGCUCAGUCACAUGUGGUGGUGGAACUCAAUCUCGAUCCCGAUCCUGUACAAGCCCAGCUCCUCAAUAUGGCGGCGCUUCAUGUCCUGGGUCAGGUUCCAGUUCUCGAGACUGCAAUACUCAAGUCUGCAUAAUCGAUGGGGCGUGGGGAGCAUGGGGUAGUUGGGGAUCAUGCUCAAAAACUUGUGCCGGCGGUAAAAAGUCUCGAACACGACGCUGCGACAAUCCAGCACCGGCUAAUGGCGGAUUAGACUGCUCCGGGGGGUCGGCUGAUUUCAGUGACUGUAACUCUGCCGCCUGUCCAAUUAAUGGCGGAUGGUCGGCUUAUGGAUCAUACGGAUCUUGUUCCAAAACCUGCGGGGGAGGAACGCAAACAAGGUCCAGGACAUGUACAAAUCCCACUCCACAAUGGGGAGGUGACCAGUGUGCUGGAUCCGCCACAGAAUCACAGGCUUGUAACACACAUUCCUGCCCAAUUGACGGAAACUGGGGUUCUUGGGGAAAUUGGCUCACUUGUUCAGUGACCUGUGGAGGUGGAACUCAGAGUAGAACGCGCACCUGCUCAAACCCCUCCCCUCAGCAUAAUGGAGCAGACUGCUCAGGUGCUUCCAGCAGCUCUCAGUCCUGCAAUACAAAUCCUUGCCCGAUCGACGGAAACUGGGCAAGUUGGGGAAAUUGGGACACCUGCACUGUAACCUGUGGUGGGGGAACACAGGGUAGAACACGCACCUGCUCAAACCCUGCCCCUCAGCAUAAUGGAGCAAAUUGUGCCGGCUUUUCCAGCAGCUCUCAAUCCUGCAACACUAAUCCCUGCCCAAUCGACGGAAAUUGGGCUAAUUGGGGAAACUGGGAUACUUGUACAGUGACUUGUGGCGGUGGAACCCAAGGGAGAACGCGUACCUGUACAAACCCCACCCCACAAUAUAAUGGGGCAGACUGCUCAGGAUCCUCCAGCAGUUCCCAAACCUGCAACACAAAUCCUUGUCCAAUUGACGGUAAUUGGGCAUCAUGGGGUAACUGGGGAACAUGUACAGUGACGUGUGGGGGAGGGACUCAGGACCGCUCCAGAACCUGCACUAACCCUGCGGCGCAGUAUGGAGGAGCUGAUUGCCCAGGAUCGAAUCAAAGUACACAGGACUGUAACACUCAAGUCUGCAUAAUUGAUGGAGCAUGGGGCGCUUGGGGGGUCUGGGGUACUUGUAGUGUCACAUGUGGUGGAGGUCAAAGGUCACGAAGCAGGAUUUGUAACAAUCCUGCACCGGAAAAUGGCGGAAAGAAUUGUCCCGGAACUUCUGGAGAUUAUGGCGACUGUAACACUGACGCCUGUCCAAUUAAUGGCGGUUGGUCCGGGUUUGGAUCAUACGGAUCUUGUUCUAAAACCUGCGGGGGAGGGACGCAAACAAGGUCCAGGACAUGUACAAAUCCCGCACCACAGUGGGGUGGAGACCAAUGCGCUGGAUCCGCCACAGAAUCACAGUCUUGCAACACACAUUCCUGCCCAAUCGACGGAAAUUGGGGAAGCUGGGGAAACUGGGACACAUGCACAGUGACUUGUGGCGGCGGAACUCAAGGGAGAACUCGCACCUGCUCAAAUCCCUCCCCUCAGUAUGGAGGAGCAGCCUGCUCUGGCUCCUCCACCAGUUCCCAAACCUGCAACACAAAUCCCUGUCCAAUUGACGGAAUUUGGGCAACAUGGGGUAGCUGGGGAACUUGCACAGUCACGUGUGGAGGAGGGACACAGGACCGCUCCAGAACCUGUACUAACCCUGCGCCGCAGUAUGGAGGUGCUGAUUGCACAGGACCGAAUCAAAGCACACAAGACUGCAACACUCAAGUCUGCAUAAUUGAUGGAGCAUGGGGCGCCUGGGGUCAGUGGGGUACUUGUAGUGUCACUUGUGGUGGAGGUCAAAGGUCGCGAGGCAGGAUUUGUGAUAACCCUGCACCGGAGAACGGCGGAAAGAAUUGCCCCGGAACUUCUGGAGAUUAUGGCGACUGUAACACUGACGCCUGUCCGACAGUAGCCGCUGGACAGUACAUGCAGUUGUGUCCAUCAGGAUAUUUCACGUGUCAAUCUGGCGGUAUGAGUUGUAUCCAGGACGUUUUGAAAUGUGACUGUUCCUCAGACUGUGAUGACGGAAGUGACGAAACAGAGGGAUAUGCCGGAUGUACCAAUGCAGCAAUGUGUCUGGCUGAAAACGGAGCAGGUGUUGACGUUGCAUCAGUUAUCGUCAUGAUGGCAUCAUUGAUUACAGCUAUUUUACUGAUAAAUUAUCGCUAA